This is a messenger RNA of Triticum turgidum subsp. durum (durum wheat), 786 nucleotides long. The record is from the annotation of a GenBank genome assembly. NCBI's taxonomy places the organism in Eukaryota, Viridiplantae, Streptophyta, Magnoliopsida, Poales, Poaceae.
AUGAAGAUGUCGGAACAUUCUGAGAGCACGGCUGAAAAGCUCAUGGGCAACAUCAUGGAUACCAUUGCUGACAAGCUCCCUAAGCAGAAGUCUGACAAUAUCAUGAGCAACAUCAUGGAUACCAUUUCUGACAAGCUCCCUAAGCAGAGGUCUGGCCGGUUCGAUCCUGGUUCAGUCGCUGAUGUGAAGAACAAGAUGUUUGGUCGUCAGAGGUCCCUCCAUGGAGUUCUGGGUGGCGGAAAGUCUGCUGAUGUGUUGUUAUGGAGGAACAAGAAGAUAUCUUCCAGUGUUUUGGGUCUCGCGACAGCUAUCUGGGUUUUCUUCGAGUGGCUUGAUUACCACUUCUUGACAAUCAUUUCAUUUGCCCUUGUUCUUGGAAUGGUGGUUCAGUUUGUUUGGUCCAACUUCUCAAGGUCUUCUGAAAUACCCCGGGUUAAGUUGCCAGAGGACCUGUUUGUGAACAUUGCUGUUGCCAUCGGUGCCCAAGUAAACAAGUUCCUUGGUUUCCUUCAAGAUGUGUCUUGUGAAAGAAACUUGAAGCAUUUUGUAUUGGCAAUUGUCGGAUUGUGGGCUGCUUCUGUGGCUGGGAGCUGGUUCAACUUCCUGACUGUCAUUUACAUUGGGUUCGUCUGUGCGCACACGCUCCCUGUGCUGUACGAGAAGUACGAGGACCAGGUCGACGACUUCCUCUACAGCAUCCUGGGCCUGCUCCGAGAGCAGUACCAGAAACUCGACAGCGGCGUCCUGAGCAGGAUGCCCACCAAGAGGAACAAGAAGAGCGAAUAG